AUGUAUUGUAGGCAAGAACAGAAAUUAGUCCAACUACCAGAGAGCACAAACUUGGAACACUUAUGCAAGUUGAACAUUCGCGAGCAACCGUAUCUGGUACGAAAAACCGGCAUCAUUUGCACUAUUGGACCAGCAUGUCGGAGUGUAGAGAAGCUCCAGGAAAUGAUUAUAAAUGGUCUAAACAUUGCUCGAAUGAAUUUCAGCCAUGGGACACAUGAGUAUCAUGCGGAAACAAUCGCGAAUGUUCGAGAAGCUGCACAAAGCUUCAGUGAGCCACGUCUGAUUGCAAUCGCUUUGGACACGAAAGGUCCGGAGAUACGUACUGGACUUCUGGAAGGAGGAGGGAGCGCUGAAGUUGAAUUAAUAAAAGGGAAUAAAAUUCGACUAACCACGGAUGCAUCUAUGGAGAAUGUUGGAACAGCUCAAGAUUUAUUUGUAGAUUACAAAAAUAUCACGAAGGUGGUCAGCGCUGGCUCACAGAUUUUUAUCGAUGACGGUCUCAUCUCACUAGUUGUUGAUUACAUUGAUGGCAACAGUCUGUAUUGUACUGUUGAAAAUGGGGGUAUGUUGGGAAGUAGGAAAGGUGUUAAUCUACCUGGUACACCAGUCGAUCUACCAGCGGUCUCGGAGAAAGAUAUCAAAGAUUUGCUUUUUGGUGUCGAGCAGAAUGUCGACAUUAUAUUUGCAUCGUUCAUACGGAGUAGAGAAGGUAUUCGUACAAUAAGGAAAGUUAUGGGUGAAAAAGGAAAGCACAUUAAAAUCAUAGCAAAGAUUGAGAACCAAGAAGGCGUCGAUAAGGCCGAUGAAAUUAUCGAGGAAGCUGACGGUAUUAUGGUAGCAAGAGGUGAUUUAGGCAUAGAAAUCCUUCCCGAAAAAGUAUUCUUGGCGCAGAAAAUGUUGAUUGCUAAAUGUAAUCGAGCGGGAAAACCAGUUAUCUGUGCUACACAAAUGCUUGAAUCAAUGGUGAAAAAGCCAAGACCUACUCGUGCUGAAGGUAGUGAUGUAGCAAAUGCUGUUUUGGAUGGUGCCGACUGCGUCAUGCUUAGCGGUGAAACAGCGAAAGGUGAUUAUCCGGUAGAAGCACUGAAAAUCAUGCAUCAGAUAUGCAAGGAAGCAGAAGCAGCGGUAUAUCACACACGAUUUUUCGAGGAGCUGAUGCAUAUAACUUCAAAACCAACGGAUAUCGCGCAUACAGUUGCAAUCGCUGCGACUUCAGCAGCUACAUCCUGUCAUGCCAGUGCGAUGAUUCUAGUGACCACUACAGGAAGAUCGGCCAGUUUGGUAUCACGCUAUCGCCCGAUGAUGCCCGUAUUCGCGGUAUGUCGGGAUGAACAAGUUGCUCGACAACUUCAUCUUCUGCGUGGAAUAUUUCCCCUUCAUUAUGAAGCUAGUCGAGAAAUAGACUGGUCAAGCGAUGUUGAUGCCCGAAUCAGCUAUGGUCUAUCGAUUGGUAAAACCCGCGGUUUUAUCAAGAGAGACGAUUUAGUUGUUGUCAUUACUGGUUGGAGACAAGGUGCUGGACAUACGAAUACGUUGCGUAUCAUCAAAGUACCGUAA
Messenger RNA from Thelazia callipaeda (thelaziosis nematode), 1557 nucleotides. Lineage: Eukaryota; Metazoa; Nematoda; Chromadorea; Rhabditida; Thelaziidae. The record is from the annotation of a GenBank genome assembly.